AUGGCGUCCUCUUGGUCUGUUAUAAGAAGUCAAGCCCCAGCUAAAUGUGGAAUAUGUGAUACUGAUCGAUCAAUAAAGUGGAAAUGUAUUGACUGUAGUAGAUUAAUGUGCAAUCGUUGCAAAGAAAAAAUACAUCCAGAAUUCCGAAACUCCAAGGAUCAUCAGGUAGUAAACAUCAAAGAUGUGGGACAACAAACUGUUGUAGCACUAAACAUCUAUAAACAAUAUCAAACUGAACUUUCUGGAGUUGUGGAACAACCGUCUAUCGUAGAACUUCAAAUCAAUAAAGAAUAUCAAACUGAACUUUCUGGGGUGGUGUGCAUGUCUUAUUGUGAUGACGAUUCGCUGUGGAUAUGUACUUACCACGAAAAAGUAUUACAGAGAGUAAAACCUGAAGGAACCAAACUGAACAUACUUUCCAACUUUAAUAUCAAGGUUGUUAGUAUGGCUGUUACUCAAUCAAGUAAUCUACUUAUAACUACUGUUGCACCAAGACUCCAAGAAAUCAGUAGUAAUACAGGUACACUAACAGACUCAGUAUAUGAUGUGUCACCUUUCAUUCCUACAGCAGUCCAUUGCACCAGUGACAAUACAGUUCUAGUAGCAGGUGUUAAUAAAGACUACCCUUACCCAGGAAGAAGAGUUGUUAUACUUAUGAAUCAAAAUGGAGACCACGAGAGAGUAUAUGAACAUGAUCAACAUAACCAACCUAUACUCACCAAUCCCAAAACAAUAACAACAAGUACUAGUAAUGGGAAUAUUCAUGUGGUGGAUAGAGUAAUGAAUGACAGAGGCAGAGUAGUAGUGUUAGGACAAGGUGGCGAUAUAAUCAAUAUCUAUGAAGGAGAUAUAAAGAUCAACAAGGUCAGACCAUUCAUGCCAAGAGACAUAGUGACAACACCAAGAUACAAUGUUAUUGUAGCUGAUCCAGGUACUAAUACACUUCAUAUCUUGAACAAUACUGGUCUGCUGAUGACAUCGUAUAAAACAAGUGACAUAAACAUAAUGUUCCCAAUGUCUCUUGCUUUCACUCAAACAGGAAAAGUCUACAUAGGAUGCUUUACAACAGAUGACAGUAAAGCCAAGAUAUAUGAAGUGACCAUGUCAGGAUGUUAA
This is a messenger RNA of Mytilus trossulus (common blue mussel), 1116 nucleotides long. RefSeq lists its product as uncharacterized. The coding region runs from base 1 to 1116 and encodes 371 amino acids. The record is from RefSeq and is a predicted model, not a curated record. NCBI's taxonomy places the organism in Eukaryota, Metazoa, Mollusca, Bivalvia, Mytilida, Mytilidae. Gene Ontology annotation, molecular function: zinc ion binding. The transcript has a single exon.